Ochotona curzoniae (black-lipped pika) is the source of this 1161-nucleotide messenger RNA. RefSeq names its product Ts translation elongation factor, mitochondrial (gene TSFM). The transcript has 6 exons. Gene Ontology annotation, molecular function: translation elongation factor activity; protein binding. Gene Ontology annotation, cellular component: mitochondrial matrix. The record is from RefSeq and is a predicted model, not a curated record. Bases 53 to 1030 code for a protein of 325 amino acids. Gene Ontology annotation, biological process: mitochondrial translational elongation. Lineage: Eukaryota; Metazoa; Chordata; Mammalia; Lagomorpha; Ochotonidae.
GUCGCCUCACCUGUGCGCCGGCCGGCGGGAGUGGCCGCUGCCCUGCACGGAGAUGUCGCUGCUGCGGUCACUGCGCCUGGACUUGGUCGCGCGGACUGGGAGCCGAGCGGCGGGGUGCUCGGUGCUUCCUGCGCCCCAGCCACGGCCCACGUUCCACACCGGCCCCCUGCUUUCUUCCUCGGCUUCCAGCAAGGAGCUGCUCAUGAAACUGCGCCGGAAAACGGGCUACUCUUUUGUCAACUGCAAGAAAGCCCUGGAGACUUGCGGCGGGGAUUUGAAGCAGGCAGAGACAUGGCUCCAGCAGCAGGCCCAGAAGGAGGGCUGGAGCAAAGCUGCCAAGCUGCAUGGGAGGAAGACCAGGGAGGGCUUAAUCGGUCUGCUGCAGGAAGGAAAUGCCACCGUGCUGGUCGAGGUGAACUGUGAGACGGAUUUUGUUUCCAGAAAUGUAAAAUUUCAGCAGUUGGUGCAGCAGGUGGCCCUGGGCACCAUGUUGCACUGUCAGAGCCUGCAGGAUGAGCUCUCCACAUACAGCAAGGGCUUCCUGGAUUCCAAGGCGCUCUCGGGCCUGCCCACAGGGCCUGACCGGGAAGGCUUCCUGAAGGAUCAGCUGGCCUUAGCCAUUGGGAAACUGGGAGAAAACAUGAUCCUGAAACGUGCCGCCUGGGUGAAGGUGCCGUCCGGCUUCUAUGUGGGCUCAUACGUCCAUGGAGCCGUGCACAGCCCCUCGCUGCACAACCUGGUGCUGGGCAAGUACGGGGCCCUGGUCAUCUGUGAGACGGCCGAGCAGCCAGCCAACCUGGAGGAUCUGGGCCGCCGCCUCGGGCAGCAUGUGGUGGGCAUGGCCCCCCUCUCCGUGGGCUCCCUGGACGACGAGCCCGGGGGAGAGGCAGAGACCAAGAUGUUGUCCCAGCCCUACCUGCUGGACCCCUCCAUCACGCUGGGACAGUAUGUGCAGCCACAGGGUGUGUCCAUAGUGGACUUUGUGCGGUUUGAGUGUGGAGAGGGCGAGGAGGCGGCGGAGGCUGAGUAGGUGGCGGAGACCUGGGGCCUGGGAGAUCUGGGCAUUGUUACCAAAAAGUCUGCAAGGCCUCUCCAACCUCUGUUUUAUACUUGAGUUUAUAUUGAAGUUAUUACUUUAUGAAUCCAGUUAUUAAAGAAACU